Molecule: messenger RNA, 1763 nt
Organism: Sorghum bicolor (sorghum)
Lineage: Eukaryota; Viridiplantae; Streptophyta; Magnoliopsida; Poales; Poaceae
Product: cytosolic isocitrate dehydrogenase [NADP]-like
Exons: 15
Coding region: 16-1428 (470 amino acids)
Biological process (GO): isocitrate metabolic process
Cellular component (GO): mitochondrion
Molecular function (GO): magnesium ion binding; isocitrate dehydrogenase (NADP+) activity; NAD binding
Source: RefSeq, a predicted model, not a curated record
GUAUCCACUACCGACAUGUGGGCCCGGAACAUCCCCCUCUUGUUCUUUAAAUCCGCUCGCAGACUCUCUUCCUUCUCUCUUCCCCUGCCUCUGCGGCUCUGCCUGCCAUCUCUCUUCCUCCUUCCACAGGCGCCGCCGCAGGCCCCUUCCCGAUCUCCGAGGCAAAGCUGCGACCCCGCCACCGCCGCCAUGGCGUUCGAGAAGAUCAAGGUCUCCAACCCCAUCGUCGAGAUGGACGGUGAUGAGAUGACCAGGGUAUUCUGGCAGUCUAUCAAGGACAAGCUUAUUUUUCCAUUUCUUGAUCUGGACAUCAAGUACUAUGAUUUGGGGAUACUGCAUCGGGAUGCAACUGAUGACAAGGUCACAGUGGAGGCUGCAGAGGCUACUCUCAAGUACAAUGUGGCUAUUAAGUGUGCGACCAUCACUCCAGAUGAAACUCGGGUUAAGGAGUUCAACCUGAAGCACAUGUGGAAGAGCCCAAAUGGCACAAUUAGGAACAUUAUAAACGGCACUGUGUUCAGAGAGCCGAUUAUAUGCAAAAAUGUGCCAAGGCUUGUUCCAGGAUGGACUAAGCCCAUCUGCAUUGGAAGGCAUGCCUUCGGUGAUCAGUACCGUGCUACUGAUGCAGUUCUGAAGGGGCCUGGGAAGCUGAAGCUAGUUUUUGAGGGAAAAGAAGAACAGAUUGAUCUGGAGGUGUUCAACUUCACUGGUGCUGGAGGAGUUGCCUUGUCUAUGUACAACACUGAUGAGUCAAUUCGAGCUUUUGCCGAGGCUUCUAUGACAACUGCUUAUGAGAAGAAAUGGCCACUCUACCUUAGCACCAAAAACACAAUCCUGAAAAAAUACGAUGGCAGGUUUAAGGACAUUUUCCAGGAGGUCUAUGAAGCUGGCUGGAAAUCAAAAUUUGAGGCUGCUGGAAUAUGGUAUGAGCAUCGUCUUAUUGAUGACAUGGUUGCGUAUGCGCUUAAGAGUGAAGGAGGCUAUGUGUGGGCUUGCAAGAAUUACGAUGGAGAUGUGCAGAGUGAUUUCUUAGCUCAAGGUUUUGGCUCUUUGGGUUUGAUGACAUCAGUGUUGGUGUGCCCUGAUGGAAAAACCAUUGAAGCUGAAGCUGCCCACGGCACAGUUACCCGUCAUUUCCGUGUUCACCAGAAAGGAGGUGAAACCAGUACGAACAGCAUUGCUUCAAUCUUUGCAUGGACAAGAGGACUUGCACACAGGGCAAAGCUGGAUGACAAUGCUAGGCUACUCGACUUCGCUCUCAAACUCGAGGCUGCUUGCGUCGGAACUGUGGAGUCUGGGAAGAUGACUAAAGAUCUUGCACUUCUUGUUCAUGGGUCCGCCAGCGUCACAAGAAGCCAUUACCUGAACACUGAAGAGUUCAUCGAUGCAGUUGCUACUGAGCUCCGAUCAAGAUUGGGAGCCAAUUGAGCUUACAAGAAACUUUGUGCAUGGCGACUUGAAUGCUUCAUCACCGAUCUGCUCCAGUCAUUUCUGUUACAUUGGUACUGCCAGUCAUGCUUCCGUGAUGAAUUGAAUGUGCGUCAUCGCAAUGCAAUUUCGAUCGAAGCUGAUUAAAGAUGAUGGUGUCACGUGAGCGCCCAUAAUAAAGGAUAUAUAGAACAACUGUGGCAGAUGAUUAAAAUACUUUUAUGUUUGCUAAGUUCAGUCAUUCCCUGGGUAUUUUCUUGUUUUCUCCUUUUCUGUAGUUCACAAAUCACGCAGUUCGUUCGGUUUGGUUUGCCCAUUCCGUAGUUCGCCGAUAA